Coregonus sp. 'balchen' is the source of this 10051-nucleotide messenger RNA. Lineage: Eukaryota; Metazoa; Chordata; Actinopteri; Salmoniformes; Salmonidae. The record is from the annotation of a GenBank genome assembly.
AUGCAGCAGUUGGGAGGGGAGGAGUGUCUGGUCCCUCAGCCUCGUGGGAGUCUACCCAAAGCCUGUGCGAUAGGAUUGGCUACCGUGGUGACGGUGGCUAUCUUGGUUUUGGAGCCUGAGUGCUUCUUCAGACACGUUGCUGCAGCGAUACUCAUCCUGACUGUGGGGCCCUCACUGCACGGAGUGUUUCUUCUCUCAGAGGAAUGUCUGCAUCAUGCAAAUACCAGGUGAGGGAACUUAUUAACUUCCAUACUCACAAAACAUGGUAGCCGAAUAAAUUGAUUUACAUGUUAUUUACAUGGAUAUUUACAUGUUACCUGCCUCCCUCUCGCUCUACCUCCCUCUCUCUCUCUCUCUCACUUCCUCUCCCUCUCUCCUCUCUCUCUUUCUCUCUGCCCAGAUACCGUGGUGGGAGGCUGGGUCAGAUGGUGACAGCCUGUGUGGGUGUGUGUACCCUCCUGGGUGUGGGGUUGGCAGUGCUGCUGUUUGUCUUGACCGAGCCCCAGCCCUGGAGGGACCAGUGGAGCAUGGUUAUCCUGGCCUGUGUCCUCUACCCUCUACUCAAAACCCUGGGAGUACUGGUGAGAUAACAAGCGCCUAAUCUGGAACUCUCACACACAGUAUGAACCAACACAGGACCCUAUGUGUCUCCAGGUUGAGUUUUAAUCAUUUUAUUUUUUGGUCAUUUAGCAGACGCUCUUAACCAGAGCGACUUACAGGAGCAAUUAGGGUUAAGUGCCUUGCUCAAGGGCACAUCGACAGAUUUUUCACCUAGUCGGCUCGGGGAUUAGAACCAGCGACCUUUCGGUUACUGGCACAACGCUCUUAACCACUAAGCUACCUGCCGCCCCAUCAUCAGUCUAGUGCUCCAAACUCUUUCCUUUAUGCCAAUAAUAACACUGUUUACCUUCGUAAAGCCAAUGAAGGUGAAUGAUACUGUACGAGACGCAUAUUUCUGUCCCCUGAAACCCAAAAGAGUAACCCCUAUUAGUCAGCUAUUAGUCAACCCCUAUUAGUCAGCUAAUCAGCAGAAGUGGCAUGGACUUGUUUUGAAAUACACCAAGCAGCUUUCAUUUUGUUGUGGUUAAUUUCUUCUGAAAAUCGUGUUUCCCAAAUAUUUCUAAGGAAACUAGUAUUCUUCCCUAAAUCACCACAGAGUAAACAUGGAAAGAGCUAUGUAUCCAGUGAGGUGCAACACACUGUUCAUGCAGUCUAGUCCCUGGGACCAUUGAGGAACCCUGAGGUUUUCUGACUAGGGCUGUUGUGUUACCAUAUUACCGCCAUGAGUCAUGACCGCAGUAAACUUCUACAUGACUGUUGAGUCAUGGUAAUCUCCUCUUAUGCAGUCUGGCAUUAGUAGUACCCAACUAGCUAACGACCGUCAGGUUGCUAAUGGCCUGGUGCUCAGGGCUCUAUUGUCCCUCUAACCACUCUGACAUCAAUUCAAAUGCAAACGAAAAUCACAUCAAAUAUUUAUCAUCAAAACAGUUUAGUGCUUUUAAAACUCACCUCAGUGUGAUGAUCAAUUUGAAGAACAACAGGUUGAAACUGACGUUAAUGUGCCCUUGAGCAAGGCACUUAACCCUAAUUGCUCCUGUAAGUCGCUCUGGUUAAGAGCGUCUGCUAAAUGACUAAAAUGUAAAAUGUAAAUGAAACUGAGUGUAAAACAUGGUCUUGUGGAUGUUGUUUCAAAGCCUAACACAACGAAAUGGACAGCGCUUUAUAAGGUGAUGAUUAAUUCAAAAUAUCCAUAUGCAUAUUAGAUAACAAGGCCGAAAAAAAGAACUUCAUUAAAAUUAUGAUUGUGCCGUUAUACAAUACAAAGCCUAUCGCAUAUUACCCAUGGCAGAAAAACAUAAAACAAAACUGAUUUAAGAUGUCUUUGGUACAUAAUUGUUCUAGCCUAUACUCCAAAAUUAAACAAAUUCGAGUAAUGGCCUUUGAGUGUGGACUGUAUUAUUAUGCAUACUGGAUGGACUGGUUACAUUAUGCUACACUCCCAAAUGUAUAUACAGUGGGGGAAAAAAGUAUUUAGUCAGCCACCAAUUGUGCAAGUUCUCCCACUUAAAAAGAUGAGAGAGGCCUGUAAUUCUCAUGAUAGGUACACGUCAACUAUGACAGACAAAUUGAGAAAAGAAAAUCCAGAAAAUCACAUUGUAGGAUUUUUAAUGAAUUUAUUUGCAAAUUAUGGUGGAAAAUAAGUAUUUGGUCAGCUACAAACAAGCAAGAUUUCUGGCUCUCACAGACCUGUAACUUCUUCUUUAAGAGGCUCCUCUGUCCUCCACUCGUUACCUGUAUUAAUGGCACCUGUUUGAACUUGUUAUCAGUAUAAAAGACACCUGUCCACAACCUCAAACAGUCACACUCCAAACUCCACUAUGGCCAAGACCAAAGAGCUGUCAAAGGACACCAGAAACAAAAUUGUAGACCUGCACCAGGCUGAGAAGACUGAAUCUGCAAUAGGUAAGCAGCUUGGUUUGAAGAAAUCAACUGUGGGAGCAAUUAUUAGGAAAUGGAAGACAUACAAGACCACUGAUAAUCUCCCUCGAUCUGGGGCUCCACGCAAGAUCUCACCCCGUGGGGUCAAAAUGAUCACAAGAACGGUGAGCAAAAAUCCCAGAACCACACGGGGGGACCUAGUGAAUGACCUGCAGAGAGCUGGGACCAAAGUAACAAAGCCUACCAUCAGUAACACACUACGCCGCCAGGGACUCAAAUCCUGCAGUGCCAGACGUGUCCCCCUGCUUAAGCCAGUACAUGUCCAGGCCAGUCUGAAGUUUGCUAGAUUGCAUUUGGAUGAUCCAGAAGAGGAUUGGGAGAAUGUCAUAUGGUCAGAUGAAACCAAAAUAUAACUUUUUGGUAAAAACUCAACUCGUCGUGUUUGGAGGACAAAGAAUGCUGAGUUGCAUCCAAAGAACACCAUACCUACUGUGAAGCAUGGGGGUGGAAACAUCAUGCUUUGGGGCUGUUUUUCUGCAAAGGGACCAGGACGACUGAUCCGUGUAAAGGAAAGAAUGAAUGGGGCCAUGUAUUGUGAGAUUUUGAGUGAAAACCUCCUUCCAUCAGCAAGGGCAUUGAAGAUGAAACGUGGCUGGGUCUUUCAGCAUGACAAUGAUCCCAAACACACCGCCCGGGCAAUGAAGGAGUGGCUUCGUAAGAAGCAUUUCAAGGUCCUGGAGUGGCCUAGCCAGUCUCCAGAUCUCAACCCCAUAGAAAAUCUUUGGAGGGAGUUGAAAGUCCGUGUUGCCCAGCGACAGCCCCAAAACAUCACUGCUCUAGAGGAGAUCUGCAUGGAGGAAUGGGCCAAAAUACCAGCAACAGUGUGUGAAAACCUUGUGAAGACUUACAGAAAACGUUUGACCUGUGUCAUUGCCAACAAAGGGUAUAUAACAAAGUAUUGAGAAACUUUUGUUAUUGACCAAAUACUUAUUUUCCACCAUAAUUUGCAAAUAAAUUCAUUAAAAAUCCUACAAUGUGAUUUUCUGGAUUAUUUUUUCUCAUUUUGUCUGUCAUAAUUGACGUGUACCUAUGAUGAAAAUUACAGGCCUCUCUCAUCUUUUUAAGUGGGAGACCUUGCACAAUUGGUGGCUGACUAAAUACUUUUUUUCCCCACUGUACAUGAGUCUGGGGGUGCUGUUGUUUCAUUGAUUGUGCAGGGCGACUUACAGGUAGCCUACAAUUAUAGUGAAUUUGUAUUUGAUUUUGAAUAGCUAGUCAAAUCAAAUCAAAUCAAGCUUUAUUUAUACUGCACAUUUCAGACAUGGAAUGCAACACAAUAUGCUUCACCGGAAAACAACUAAUAAAAACAAUGAAAAUGUAGUCCCCUGUAGCUCAGUUGGUAGAGCAUGGCGCUUGCAACGCCAGGGUUGUUGGUUCGUUUCCCACGGGGGGCAGUAUGAAAAUGUAUGUACUCACUAACUGUAAGUCGCUCUGGAUAAGAGCGUCUGCUAAAAUGACAAAAAAAAAAAAUAUAUAUAUAUAUAUUCACUACAUAACAAACAUAAGAGGAUAAAAAACAAAAGAACAGGGCCUCCCGAGUGGCGCAGCAGUCUAAGGCACUGCAUCGCAGUGCUAGAGGUGUCGCUACAGACUCUGGUUUGAACCCAGGCUGUACACAACCAGCUGUGAUCGGGAGUCCCAUAAGGAGGCGCACAAUUGGCCCAGUGUCGUCCGGGUUAGGGGAGGGUUUGGCCAGGGGGGCUUUACUUGGCUCCUUGUGGCAGGCCUGCAGGCUGACCUUGGUUGUCAGUUAAACAGUGUUUCCUCUGACACAUUGGUGCUUCUGGGUUAAGUGGGCGGGUGUUAAGAAGUGUGGUUUCAGGGGGAUGCAUGACUUGACCUCUGCCUCCCGAGCCCGUUGGGGAGUUUCAGCGAUGACUAAAAACCAAAGCUAAAAAGGUGUGUUUUAAGAUCUCUUUAAAAAAUGUCCACAGUUUCGGCCCCCCUCAGGUUCUCUGGCAGGCUAUUCUGGGGGCAUAGUAACUAAAGGCUUCCUCUCCAUGCCUCUUGGUCCUAGGCAUUGGGAUAGUUAAAAGGUCUAUGCCAGAGAACCUGAGGGACUUACUGGGUACAUAACUUAAAAUCAUGUCUGACAUGAUGGAUUGAUUUAAAAACCAAUAGAAGAAUCUUAAAAUUAAUUCUAAAACUCACAGGCAGCCAGUGCAGAGACCUUAAAACCGGUAUAAUGUGUGCUCUCCGUCUGGUCUUGGUCAGUACCCAUGCUGCAGCAUUCUGUAAGUUUUGCAGUUGACCAAUGGCUUUCUUGGGUAGACCAGACAGGAGAGCAUUACAGUAGUCAAGCCUGCUUGUAAUAAAAUCAUGAAUGUUUCUCUCUGAAUCAGCCUGAGAGAAAAACAGCUGCACAUUGGGAAUGUUCCUCAGGUGGUAAAAAGCUAUUUUGGUCACAUUCCUUAUGUGUGAUUAGAAAUUGAGUUCAGAAUCUAAAAUAACACCUAGGUUUUGUACCUGGUGUUUUAUCUUUAAUGCCCUUGAAUUAAAAUCUGUGGCCAGAUUCUCUCUCUAUACUUUGGCUCCAACAAUAAGUACCUCGGUCUCGUCUUGAUUUAGCUGGAGGAAGUUGUGAGACAUCCAAGUAUUUAAAUGACUAAUACAGUCUAAUCAUUUGUCCUUGGAGCUAAAGUCCUCUGGUGACACAGAAAUGGAAAGUUGUGUAUCAUCUGCGUAGCAGUGAAAAUCAGUGAUGUGCUUUCUGAUAACGCUGCCAAGGGGUACCAUAUAUAAACUGAACAGUACCGGACCCAAAAUCUAAACUUGUGGAACGCCACAUGUGAUAUGUAUUUUCUCUUAGUAAGGUUCACCAAGGGUGACAAAAAACUCUCAACCGGUUAAAUAGGUCCUAAACCAAUUUAGAACUGGACCAGAGAGGCCAACCCACCACUCCAGUCUGUCCAGAAGGACAUCAUGGACAACAGUGUCGAAUGCAGCACUUAAAUCCAAGAGUACAAGGACAGAGAGCUGUCUGGUAUCUAUGUUGGCUCUAAGAUCAUUUACCAUUUUCACUAUGCUGUGGUGGGCCCGAAAAUCAGAUUGGAAUUUUUCAAAAAUACAGUUGGCACUUGAAAAAUAAUUUUGCUGUUUGAAAACCAAUUUCUCCAGAAUUUUGCUUAUGAAUGGAAAGUUGGAGAUGGCCGAAAAUUGCUAAACGCUGAAGAAUCUAGAUUACUUUUCUUCAGAAGGGGUUUCACCAUAGCAGUUUUUAGUGCAGUGGGGAAAGUGCCUGUGAACAGGGAGUGAUUAACAAUAGCUUGAACUUCUUCAGAUAUGCAAUUAAAAACUGUUUUGAAGAAGGUGGCGGGAUAGGAUCGAGAAGGCAGGUAGAAGGCUUAAGUUGUGAUAUCACUUUCCUGAGCAUGUCGGUGUCAACCAGGGAAAAUAAAUCCAUAGUGCCUUUGUGUGGUAGGCUAGGGCACAUAUCAUCAAACUUCUCAUCAGGUCUUGCUUGAUUGAUACCCAGCCUAAUGUUUGUUAUCUUAUCUCUGAAAUAUACCGCAAACUCAUCACAUUUAGAUGUGGAGGAAAGUUCACAUAGGUUUGCGGGGUUAGGAUUUAUCAGGCCAUCAAUGGUCGUGUAGAGCACUCUCGAAUUAUUCUGAUUAUUAGUGAUCAAGUUAGAAAAAUGAGCCCGUCUGGCAUUUUCUAAUUGCCUUGUUAUAUGCCAAGUUGCUCUCUUGGAAUAUCAUAAUGGACCUGCAAAUUUGUCUUUCUCCACUUCAGCUCUGCCUUUCUGCAAUUUGCAAAGCCCAAAUUCGCUAUUCCAGUGCAUACAGAUAACAUGUAUCCCCCCCCGAAACUAAUUUUACAUAUUCGUAAAGAGUAGAUUACAUUUAGAAUAGUCUGAUGGGUGAAAAUAUGAUCACUUGAUAAGAGAACAGCUGUGCAGCUUGAGGCAAGGAACAGAGCACAAGCAUAUUUUGCGAUUUUCUCAAUCAUCAAUAGCCUGUAGUUGCAUCAUGCAGCCCAUAUGCAGUAUGUUUUGAUUUCGAAGACAUUCUAAGGUUUGUAUCAUUGCCAAAUAACUCUAAAUCUAGCAUAUAGGACCUGUUUCAUAUGAUCACUUUUAUGCUCAACAUAGCCACUUCAUAUGUGCACUUGCUCUGGAAUGAGGAAAUUAUAUUUUAUUCAGCUAAGUUCAAUUAUAUUCUUCUUACUAUAAAAUCAUAUAAUAUAAAAUAAUGGCACGGGACUUAUAAGCAUAUAUUGUCAGCUAAAUGAACAAGCCUACAGCCUAUGGCAUGGAGCAUAGCCAGAUAACAUACAGUAGGCCAACUCAUAUUCUGUUCUUCUGAAAUAUCAUAAUGUUUCUUUAGACCUGACUAAAAUACAUAAUUGAUUUAUUGUGAUUCAUUUGAUUAAUUCAUUCAUUUGACUUUUUUAAAUGUAGAUGUUCCAAAGGCGCGCAUCAGUGGCUUGUACAGUAUGCAGCUCUUAUGUGUGGAGGCCUGGAGAUGCUAAAUGUGUUUAUGUUAAUUAACGGUCAAUUACUGUGAGACCGGCUGACAAAAUGCCACAGCCCUAUUUCUGACACCCACACACAAACUCCCACACACAAAGCUCAGCUAAAAUGUAUAACAUUAAUUCCUACUUCCCAUCUUUUUAUCCCAUUCUCUUGUCCUGUGAGUAAUUCUGGUUAUUUUCCGGUUGUUGUUUCUCUCUCCCAUGUCCAGGGUCCGUCUGAGGUGGAGGUGUCAGAGAUCUGUGAGAAGAGGAAGAUGAAUGUGGCUCAUGGCCUGGCUUGGUCUUUCCACCUGGGCUACCUCAACCUGGUUCUGCCUCGUAAGUAGCAUUAAUUCAUGAAGUGCGCUCAUUUCAUAAAUCAAAAAGCUGUCAUGUCAACGUUGUGUGUGUGUUCCUGUUCAAAUGUACAUGUAUCCCAUUGUGUGUGUGUGCGCGCCCGUGCAUGCAUGUGUGUGUUUCUCUGGUAGGGUUGGAGGGUUCUAUCGCAGAGUUCCGUGCUUCAAAUAUGGUAGGUCCGUUUGAGACCAAGGGUUCCAGAAAGCUCCUCAUCCUCCUCCCUCUCAACGCAAACAUCACUCACAAGCUGGAGGAUGCGGACACUAACAUCAAUUUCCAUGACAACCUCCCUAACACAGAGAUCGACAGGGCAGGUGUCAGGGGGCGUGUCUACAAGCACAGUGUCUACAGCGUAUUGGACAAGGACAGACAGGUAGGCGUGAUUCAUUUACAGGCACAUUCUCAAACACUAUCUCAAAGUGAAAUGCAUCACACUGGCACCACCAUGUGGUCAAAUUGUGAAUCAACAGUGAGUGCUUAUGGAGCUCUGGAAAAUACUAAAACAAACUUGGAAAAGCCCAACACUUGCAACACCGUGGCCAAAUGUGUGGACAAUCUAUAAACCCAUUUGCAGAUUUUUUGCACUGAAACGCCUAAUCACAGUAUCUCCUGUGUGUGUGUGUGUGUGUGUGUCUGUAGGUCCAUCACUGUGUGGUGGAGUAUGCCACCCCUCUGCUGACACUGUAUAAGAUGUCUCAGGAGAGCAGUGCAGGGUUUGGGGAGAAGGACAGGAGAGAGCAGGUGCUGCUGUUCUACAGGACUCUACAGGACAUACUGGACCGUUCACUGGAGUGCAGGAACCGCUACCGACUCAUCCUGCUCAACGGUUAGAUAUCCUGUAUGUCUUCCUCUUAGUCGCUUAGAUUCUAUCUCUCUCCCUCUAUCUCUCCUCCUCGCUAUCGCUCUCGCUCUCUCUUCUCUCUCUUCUCCUCUCUCUCUCGCUCUCUCUCUCUCUCUCUCUCUCUCUCUCUCUCUCUCUCUCUCGCUCUCUCUCUCUCUCGCUCUCUCGCUCUCUCUCUCUCUCUCUCUCUCUCUCUCAACCUCUCUCUCAACCUCUCUCAACCUCUCUCUCAACCUCUCUCAACCUCUCUCUCUCGCUCUCUCUCAGCCUCCCUCUCUCUCUCUUUCUCAGCCUCUCUCUCUCAGCCUCUCUCUCUCUCUCUCUCGUAGUAUGAACCCUAUAUAAUUUUUACUUCCUGUAGAUGAACAUGAGGAUGACCCUCACUUCCUGUCCAAGGCCAUUCUGAAGAACCUGGAUCAGCAGGAGAAAGAAGAGUUCUAUGUUCCCCCUGUCAUCCCUCAGCCUGAGGUGGGCCGCCCAUCCCAUGCCCUGCCCCUCAUAGAUUACUGGCACAGAGCUGAGCCAAUGAGCAGGGAGCCUACGCUCAUGAUCAGUCAUGACAUGCCACGUACGCUCAGGGAACCGGUUGAGAAUUCGGAAGACCUUUCUCCGUGAGACAGGUCUAGAGAGAUAAACACACACACACACACACAGAAUUAUACAACAUAAUUGGCCCUCAUAAAUUGCACGUAUGUACAACAGCAGCAGCACUAAACCAGGCUGCAAGGAAGGAGCCCUCAAAGACAUCUCAAAGUAGAGCAAGAAGGCCUUGCUCUCCCCUUCACCCUGCCACUCAUUGGUUUACAUACCAGGGUCAGAUUGCAUACAAACAGAGGAAUAACAGAACAUUGUUAAUGGUCUAAUACAAUCCUGUGUUGGCUGUAACAUUUGGCCACUUACUGUAAGUGUUGUGUUUCUGUAUGCAUACAAACAAACAGAGUUCAGAGUCAAUUGACCAUAGCAACCCUGCUAAUUCCUCUCAUUGCGUGCAUGUUGUGCUACACUCUCCUCAGCUCUGUAAUUCAUCUGUCCGUACUGUAUGUACAACGCUAUGAUGGAUUUACAUUGUUUGCACAGCUUGAACCAUGGGGUGAAGUAAAACACACAGAGAGAGAGAGAGAGAGAAGAGGAGAGGAGAGGAGAGCGAGAGAAGAGCAGAGAAGGGACGAGAGAGAGAGAGAGAGCAGAGGAGAAGAUGCAGAGGAGGAGCGGAGAGAACGAGAGAGAGUGAGAGAGAGAGAGAGAGGAGGAGAGAGAGAGAGAGAGAGAGAGAGAGAGCAGAAGAAGAGAGAGAGAGAAAGAGAGAGAGAGGAGCAGAUGAGAGAGAGAGGAGAGAGACGAGAGAGAGAGAGAGAGAGAGAGAGAGAGAUGGAGAGAGAGAGAGAGAGAGAGAGAGAGAAGAGAGAGAGAGAGAGAGAGACAGAGAGAGAGUGCGAUGAGAAAAGGGAGAGAGAGAAGAGAGAGAAGAGAGGACGAGCUGAGGACAUGAAUAAUAAAAUCGUAGUAAGCAGUAAACUUAUAAUAUAUAUUGUGUAUUACAAGUACCUAUUAGUUUUAUAUUAUAUUGAGGUCGUAGGGGGUGAUGGUAAUGAUAGCCGUGUAAUGAUGGUAGGUGUUGUCAGUGUAAUGAUGGUGGUAGUUGUAGUAGUAGUAAUGAUGAUGGUAGUUAGUACUGAUAUAAUGGUGAGGAUGACAGUUAGUUAUAAGUUAGUUAUAGUUUCAUUUUCCGUGUUUAGACUUUUAUAUUUGUUAUAUUUCUUUGGCAACUGCUUUGGCAACAAUGUAUACAACGCAAUGUACAACUCAAUGUUUUUCAUGCCAAUAAAGGAGCUUGAAUUUGAGAGGAAAGAGAAAGAUCCCAUAUCUGCAUGCCUGGCCUGGGGCAAGGGAGUGGGCUGA